AAAAGAAAGGUGCAAGUCCCAAAUUUUUAAUUAGUCGUUAGGGGGGAAAGGAAGAGGGCAAUCCAUAAUAGCAGGCAAAGUCAAGCUCCGUGGUCCCACCUCAGACUCGCUAGCAGUGGCCGAAGAUGCCAGAAGGCGUAUCCGAGAAGGACGGGGAGACGUUACGUUGACGCGGGCGUGACCCUGACGGAGGUUUGGCGGGAUUUCCGAAAGCCGCCGGGGAGAGCGGGCGCUGAGGCCUGAGACGGAGGCCUGAGGGGGGCCGAGACGCACUCCGAGGCGCGUAGUCCCUAGCCGAAGCUCGCCUGGGUUGUGUGCAGAGGCCGAAGCGACGGAGUAGAGAAGCGGGGCGCAGGCCAGGGGGUCUGGAGUCUGUCCGCGGCGGCCGGGCCCAAGCCAGCGGAGGGAAGUCGGAGCGCGCAGCCCGCCCGAGCGAGCGGCGCUGCAGGCCGAGUCUUGAACACUGAGUAAUGGCUAUGCAGAUGCAGCUUGAAGCAAAUGCAGAUACUUCAGUGGAAGAAGAGAGCUUUGGUCCACAACCUGUUUCACGGUUAGAGCAAUGUGGCAUAAAUGCCAAUGAUGUGAAGAAAUUGGAAGAAGCCGGAUUCCAUACUGUGGAGGCUGUUGCCUAUGCACCAAAGAAGGAGCUAAUAAAUAUUAAGGGGAUUAGUGAAGCCAAAGCUGAUAAAAUUCUGACUGAGGCAGCUAAAUUAGUUCCAAUGGGUUUCACCACUGCAACUGAGUUCCACCAAAGGCGAUCAGAGAUCAUACAGAUUACUACUGGCUCCAAAGAGCUUGACAAACUACUUCAAGGAGGAAUUGAGACUGGAUCCAUUACAGAGAUGUUUGGAGAAUUCCGAACUGGGAAGACCCAGAUCUGUCAUACAUUGGCUGUGACAUGCCAGCUUCCCAUUGACCGAGGUGGAGGUGAAGGAAAGGCCAUGUACAUUGAUACCGAAGGUACCUUUAGGCCAGAACGGCUGCUAGCAGUGGCUGAGAGAUAUGGCCUCUCUGGCAGUGAUGUCCUGGAUAACGUAGCAUAUGCUCGAGGGUUCAACACAGACCACCAGACCCAGCUUCUUUAUCAAGCAUCAGCCAUGAUGGUAGAGUCCAGGUAUGCACUGCUAAUUGUAGACAGUGCCACCGCCCUCUACAGAACAGACUAUUCGGGCCGUGGUGAGCUUUCAGCCAGGCAGAUGCACUUGGCCAGGUUUCUGCGGAUGCUUCUGCGACUUGCUGAUGAGUUUGGUGUAGCAGUGGUAAUCACCAACCAGGUGGUAGCCCAAGUGGACGGAGCAGCUAUGUUUGCUGCAGAUCCUAAAAAACCUAUUGGAGGAAAUAUCAUUGCUCAUGCCUCAACAACCAGACUGUACCUGAGGAAAGGAAGAGGGGAAACCAGAAUCUGCAAAAUCUACGACUCUCCCUGUCUUCCUGAAGCUGAAGCUAUGUUUGCCAUCAAUGCGGAUGGAGUGGGAGAUGCCAAAGACUGAAUCAUUGGGUUUUUUCCUGUGAUAAACCUUCAGUGCUGCAGCCUAAUGGAGAAGACUGCUCCCUGGGGUUCUGCACAGGCCUCUUCCUGUUGUGACUGCCAGAAACAGGCUUCCGGGAAAACAGCCAUUGUAUCAGCUUUUCUGAUGGUGUAAACAGGAGACAGGUCAGUAGUCACAAACUGAUCUGAAAUGUUUAUUCCUUCUAGAGUGUAUUAAUCUCUAUGUGAAUUCUUUGGAUUUGGGAGGGGAGAUAUGGAAUACCUUUGACAUAGUCCCUUGGGGUUGACUUAGGACUAACAGCUGUCUACUGGACAAUUUUAUGCUUCAAAGAAAACUAAAGCUAGGGAGACCUAACUCUUCUCUCACUGUCUGAAUAAUGUUGGAAAAAAUGCCUCAGCUAAGCGGCAAAGGGAAUGGGUCUCCUUCAGGUUCUUUUUCUGUCAGUAAAACUGUCAGUCAGAAGGAGGUUUUUAAGUUUGUUUGCCUGAAUUAUCUUAUGCAAGAAUUUGUUUUUAGUUAAGGGUACUGAGUAGGUCUGCUGGGCUGCCAGCCCUUCACCAUCUACAUGCUGUGGUUUUUUACUGCUAAGAGCAACUCAAGAUAGUUCUGGAAUCUUAAGCAUUUCAGAGGCUCUUUAAGUAAGCAGAUUCAGGGUGGGGCUGCUAAUAAUGUAAUUUGUUGUGAAUGUGCUGUUUUUCUGGUAUAAGCUGAAUACUUCAAGAUAGGGCCUUCAUAAUAUCUUUUUGGCAGUAGAUAGGGGUGAUCAGUUUCUAUUGCUUUAAAAUUGAAAAUUUAAAAGGGAAGUCCUACAUUCAGAUGAUUGAGCUGGUUGUCCUUCAACCUAAUAGAGAAUGUUACAAAAUAGAUAUACUAUGGCUUUCCUGUGGCCUUUGCUUUUAUUCUGUAAGUCUCAUGUAGAGUUCCGGUACUUGCCUGGAUUAUUCUACUUCUGGAGUCUGAGAUAAUCCUCGUCUUCCCCUUCAGACUUCUACUCAGGAUGGGUUUUAACCAGCUCUUGCAAUUUCAGAGGGCCUUUCAGCUAAUAUUGGGAGGAGAGGUGGUAAAAAUCUGUUAUUGCCUGUGUUGAUCCUACUAUGUGUAGGGAGAUAGGAAGACAUAGUCAAUUCACUGCAGCCAUGUUUCAAAAGCAGUUCUGUUCCCUGACUUUAUAAAGAAUGGAGUACCUUCCAGGUCUUCUCUUUUGUUUCUACGCUGCAAAACAAACCUGGGAUGGCAUAAUAAAGCCACAGUGACAGAUUCUGGAAUGGAAGCUUGGUUCUUGUAUAAAAGCAUCUCAAACCUAGAAACUUGUCUCAGUUUUUCUUAUAGAUUAGGCUUUGUGCUGUUAGUCCUAAGAGUGAACAUGAGAGGGUCAAGGAACACUACUUAGUUGGAAUAGGCCUUGUUAGGCUAAAAGUAAGGUCUCUGCCUAUGUUUUACACGUAACUAAAAUGUUCACUGGAAAUAGCAUUAACCAAAGAGCUUAUUCUAAACUAUCUGAUGCUGUUUUUUUCUGCUUGUCUGCAGUAGCCUCUGUAGUAAGAAACAAUUAUAGAAGUGUCAAGCAAGAAUAAGGAGCUGAUAACAAAUAAACAUAGGGGAAUACAA
Messenger RNA from Equus caballus (horse), 3098 nucleotides. RefSeq names its product RAD51 recombinase (gene RAD51). Gene Ontology annotation, cellular component: condensed nuclear chromosome. NCBI's taxonomy places the organism in Eukaryota, Metazoa, Chordata, Mammalia, Perissodactyla, Equidae. Gene Ontology annotation, molecular function: double-stranded DNA binding; ATP-dependent DNA damage sensor activity; DNA strand exchange activity. The record is from RefSeq and is a predicted model, not a curated record. Gene Ontology annotation, biological process: reciprocal meiotic recombination; mitotic recombination-dependent replication fork processing; chromosome organization involved in meiotic cell cycle.